GGGGGAGCACAAGCUGGGGACUGUCUGAGCAGGACUGGCUGGGAUUAGCUCUGAGACGUGAUUUGGAAAGAUAACGCCAUAUACCGGAAGCCUGGGAGAGGUCUUCCUUGGCUCAAAACAAUAACACCACCGACAGCUAAAAUCACGAAGCGGCACUAAUUUCCAGCAUGGGGCCAGCAACUGGAGAGCCCCGGGCAGCAGCGCCAGAAUCAGCGGCACCCUUCGGCCGUCGAGCUUAGGUUUCGCGGCAGAAGUCGAACCUUAUACGGCGGUGACACUGUGGGCGCGCAGAAGACACGGGGAUCUUUGUUGCUGUUUUUUAAUGGGACACAGCUGGGCUUUCUUCCCGCUCUGCCGCCGUUUUUGCACCGUGACAGCACCCCGUUUGGCUGACUUCGACUGGCCAACAAGGUCCCGGAAUCUUAUGGACCCCCCACAAUAGUUUUGUAGCUUUCCCUUCUUCUCUGACGGACGCGGCAGUCAUGUUUGCCGUGCGAAUAGUCACCGCAGACUAUUACCUCGCAAGUCCCAUUAAAGGCCUGGACGUGUGUUAUUCUGAAUUCAGGGAGAGUGAGGUGAAGAAGGUACCAGUGGUGCGGAUAUUUGGAGCAACGCCAGCAGGUCAGAAGACAUGUCUCCACCUCCACGGUGUGUUCCCAUACAUCUAUGUGCCAUAUGAUGGCUGUGGACUGCAGCCAGAGCGCUACAUGCGGCAGGUGGCCUUCAGCAUCGACAGGGCCCUCAACGUUGCCAUGGGAAACCCCGCCGCCAGCACCCAACACGUCUUUAAGGUGGUUCUGGUCUCUGGCAUGCCUUUCUAUGGUUAUCAUGCCAAGGAGAAGCACUUUAUGAAGAUCUACUUGUACAAUCCUAAGAUAGUGAAAAGAGUGUGCGAGCUUUUACAAAGUGGAGCAGUGAUGAACAAGUGUUAUCAGCCUCAUGAGGGCCACAUCCCCUACCUGCUGCAGCUCUUCAUGGAUUAUAACCUGUAUGGCAUGAACCUGAUAAACAUGGGAGCUGUGAAGUUCCGCACAAUCCAUAUCAAAGAAGGAGCCGCUGCAGACCAACAAUCUUCCAGCUCUCAUCCUAGCAUCAGUCCCUGGAAGGUCCCCUGUACCACUAAGCUGAACAACAGCAGCCUUGCAGGCACCUUUGUCCGCUGGGAAGAGAACGCUCUACCCUGCUCUUUAGUCCUGGACGAUGUUGAGAGACAGAGCACCUGUGAGCUGGAGGUGGAUGCUGUGGCCGUAGACAUCCUUAACCGCCUUGAUAUUGAAAAUCAGAUUGGCAGGAACCCUGGACUACAGGCUAUUUGGGAGGAUGAGAAGCAGAGGAGGAGAGAGAAAAACCAGAUCUCCCAGAUAGAAACCCCUGAUUCACAAGAUCGUGGCGUGGUCCCUUCAACGGACAGUGAGAAAACCUUCAUGAAGAGACUAAAAGAGAUUCUGAGGGAGAACAAGUUUGACGUCACACAAGAUUUGUUUGAAGACGAUGAAGAGGAGAGUUUCUCAGCCGAACUCACUCUGCAUUCUGACCACCUGACCCCCAACGGGCUGCCAUGCACUGCGGCUAAUGCUGUGGAGGUGCACAGGGACUCUGAACCAGACUCAGUGAGGAGCAGUGGGAAAGUCCCAGAAGAGGCUGUUGUUGAUGAAGAGGCAAUCCUAAGUCUUCUGGAAAACAGUCAGACUUUUCUGCCACCCUCUCAGACGUCCAACCAUUCACCCCUGUUAGAAAGCAGUCAAGAUCAUGCCCUCAUUGAUUUGCUGGUAGGCCUGGAAGAUGAUGGUUUCCACAGGACCCCACUAAGGCAGAACUCUCAGUCUCAUUCUCUCCCUGGUGUAACAACCUACCACUGUAACAGUGAUGAAGAAGAAGCUGGACCAGAGCUAGAAAAAGAAGAAGCAGAGCUCAGUAUGAUCAUGUCACAGCAGUGGGACAGCGAACACCAUGGGAGAACAAACCCACCAAGGCCUGGAGUUAGGGAGGCAGAGGACUGCUUGAGUGAUGAGCAGCACGAGUCCUCUGAUGAAGACAUGGAGUGGAGUGGGAAUCACUCUUUGUUUGCCAACCUGUCCAUCCCACAGCUGGAUGGGGCAGCAGACGAAAGCAGCGAUUCUUCCUUAACAGACACUGGCUCCAUGUCUCAGUCUUCACUUACAGUCACAGAGAAGCUGUUGGGGAAAACAAAUCCGUGCACAGGAGAGACUGUCCACCUGGAGCCCCCUUCGUCGGCUAAGAUCCUGCUGUGCAAGCAUCCUGAGCUCAGGCCAGUUCACGUGGAGGAACAACUUGAAAACCCCUUUCAAUUAAAAAGCAGUCAGGACAACACUAGUGAAUGUUCAGCUGGGUUUAGGGUUAAAAAAGAAAUCCCAUACAUCUUGCCAGUAAAACACCCGAUUCCUCGCAAAGUAGCCAAUCACUCUGAGGUGUCUCCUAUUUGCAUGGACAAUGAGGACAUCCGACCAUUGUACGCAUAUAACAAAAAAACCUCCAAACCUGUGGAUAAGGGUGAUCUCGAAGGUUUCACUUUUGGUAGUGGAAAGGUGUCAAAAAACGGGAAAAGGUUCAGCAGCCUAGAGACUGUAGAAGCUAACCGGUUGUCCAUUUUUCAGAACCACAGUACCAUCUCCCUUUGUUACUCUGACCUCAGAACCUGCUCUGCCAAGAAAGAGCUGGAAUUGAGCACUAAGGAGAGAAAAAGCCCAAUCCUGAGGAGUGUCACCUCAACCCCAUCUCUCAUAAAGGACAGCGAUUUCAUCGAUCACAAAGAGGAGAUGGCCCAGCAAAGUGAGGAAGGAGAUGUUGGGGAACUCAAAAUCAGAUAUGAAGACUACCAAGAAAAUAAAACUGAGAAAACUAUUGUGGCCCAGCAGGAGGCCCAUUACAAGUUCUUCCCCAGUGUCAUUCUCUCUAACUGUCUCAAUAGAAAGAAAACAGGUAAUAAAAAGCCGGCUGACACAUGCAAUAAACCAGAGCUGCCCCAGCCUUGCAAGUUAAAGCUAAAACUUCCUAAAAAAAGGUUAGGAAUGGCAGGACAUAGGAACAAAGCAGCAGUGGCUCAAAGCCCGACCUCCGACCUUUCUUCAGUAACAUCUGCAAGUUACCAGACUGCAGAUACAGAGGAGCCAGUUUCAGAGGAUCAACCAAAACUGACUGAGAUAAAUAAAGAUGAGCCAAAUAAAGAAGUUGAGCCAGUCAUAAACGAGGAGUUGGACUGUGAGAAAAAGACUGUCAAUGAGCAGACAGAACCGGUCUUAGUGGCUGGUGUCUCCAGUUCUGCCAUUGUUUCCUCUCUUUGUGAAGAAGCCAAAGACGCAACACGGGAAAGUCUGAGCCUUGAUUCAGAUUUAUCCGCCAAAGUUAGCUGUACUCAACCAUCAGCACUGCCAGGGAGUAAAUACGCAUUGAGGACUAAACGGAAAAUGAACUUUGAUGGUGAUAAGGAAGACUGUCCAGGUUCCACUCGUUAUAAAAACCCAAGCAAGGUUCCCAGGGGGCAGGAGACCAAAUACCAGAAGAGACACAAGAAAGAACCUCCCAUAAUUAUCAAGUACAUUAUAAUCAACAGGUUCAAAGGACAGAAAAACAUGUUGGUGAAGAUGUCCAAAGUGAAUGCGGAGGAACAGUUGGUUGUGUUGACUCCUGAUAAAAUGGAGCAUUACAAUAAGCUGGCCCCUCUCAAGAAUUUCUGGCCUAAAGUGGCAGAGUCCCCUGCUGUCAGGUUUCCCGUCAAAGAACCCAAAGCCAAAAAAUCGCCCAAACGAAAAGUUAGAGUCAACACUAUGAGUAAGAAAAUGUUUAACAGCUCUCCCAAAAAGCCUCUAAUCAAACGAGGUAAAAGAACUAAAAGGACUGCAGGCUGUCAGAGGCGCCCAGUUCUGCCCUCUCUGCCUCCUCCUCAGCCAUGUUACUGUGAGCUAGCAGAUGACCUUGACAAAGACUAUGCUGAUGUCAUGGUAGAACUGGGCUAUCUUUCUGACAGAUCCUCAAGCCCCACAGAAUCAACACCCCCACGGUGUUGGUCCCCAAGUGACCCUUUUCUGAACAGUUCAGAACAGCUGAUGAAUCCACUUAGUGACCCUUGUCUUAGUUCUGCUUCUCAAAAGCCAUCUGUGACUAAAAGAGCCCAAAGUAGAAGACGAACAAACAAACCUAAGAGGUCCACAGACUCUAAAGGAAAAAUAAGCAAGUCUGCUUCUAAGCCCUUGGAGGAACAAGAGCCCAAAAAGGAGAAAUCAAAAAAAAGUGUUGCUGUUAUUCCAAGGCAGAGAAAGAAAGCUAAAGAUGCAACUGAAAGUCCUGCAGCAUCUCCACUACCCAGAAGGUCCCGGAAAAAGAAAACUGACAAACCUAAAAGGGAUGAUUUAUGCAAAGAAGACUCCCAGCUCUUAUUCUCUGAUAGCAGGUCUGCUCCAUCAGAGAGUUCCUCUCAGGAUGUUCCUCUGUUUCAGCAGCCAAUAGGCACCAAUAACACCAGCCAGAGCAUGUUGUCAGCUUUGGUGACAUUGAUGCCUGCUUCAACCCGGUUUAUUGAACCGAAGGCUGAGGACUCUGAGACCUCAAUCUUGGAAGUUAACCAAAGCAUGUUGGCACCUGUUGAGAUGAAGCAGCAGGGUUGUCAGACCACUGGUCUAAAAGCAGAAUCUUAUCCAGAAGAGUGCACUGCUCCUCAGCCUCCUGCAGUUGUUCAGCCAUUUCUGGAAAACUCUAAAGAUGCACAGAAAGACAAAAGUUCCUCCCCCUCAGCUCCUAAAAACGGAGAGAUACCUGUUUUCCCAGAGACCUCCGGCUUAGCUGUCCUUAAGCAGCUCCUCCAGAAGAGGCAGCAGGGACAGGCCCUUCCUCUACAAGUGGUUGGGACAGACAGACAUGCAGCUGCCCUCGCUCAGGCUGCAGUGCUACUAAGCCCAUCAGCUAAACAUACAAAAUCCAUAAGAACACCUUCCACAGCUCCACGUAAAGCCCGGGUCCCAAAGUCGACCACUCCCAAAGAGAAAAAGCCCAGAAACAAGAAAAGCAGGAUGAGCAGCACUCAGCCAAACCUAUCAGUGAAGCAGGACGGCAGUGUGUCUGAUGACUGCCUUCUCUUCUCCUCUGCCCCGAGCCUCGAAAGCUACAACUUCAUAGAGGACAGCUUGUCACCAGAGCUCCCACAGGCCUACACCUUCGAUAUAAACACUAUUCAUCAGGCAGAGUUCUCCAGUCCAUACAGUGGCAAUCAGUUUGUUUUGACUGAUAAAAACUUGCCUGUCAAGUUCCUCAGUGAUAUCUGUCAGGAAACUCCAUCUGCACAGACACAGGGCUUAGAAGAUCUUCCCCAGGCCCAUACUGAGAGAGGUUCUGACAUGUGCGAAGCCAGGCGUGCCAGUCCUGAACUUUUUGACAGAUCUGGGAAUGGGGAGCCGACGACAAACCUCAUGUUGGAUGAUUCUGAGAAGCAAAGAGCAGAAAGACAAAGAGAGUGGGACCUCUCUUUCUGUAAAUCCCACAUCCUCAGCCCUUUCCAAGACUUUCACUGUGAGAGAAAAGAGUUUCUCUUCUCCGCCUUUGACCCUGUCAUACCUUUGUCUCUAAGCUCAGUGUCGUUCGUCGACCAGGAGGGCUCACCAACAAGCGAACUUCUGGAGAGCAUUGAUGGACUUACAUCCAACACACCCAGCAGCUCUCCUCACUCCAUCAGUUCGCUGUCACAGGUGAGGGCAAGCCAGCAUCAGCGGGGGGCUGGAGGUGGAGCCCAUAUCCUCAAGCCACUCAUGUCCCCCCCGAGUCGGGAGGAGAUCCUCAGCACUCUGAUGGACCUGGAGAUGUCGGAAGCCACUUUCCAGGACCCCUUCUGCAGCGAUCCCUCUGACAUCCCAAGCAAGCCUAUGGAAGUCGGGGGCCGUAAGCUCACAGUUGGAACCAGAUUAGUGAAGGAGCUCAAAGAAUUUGGAGGAGACCUGUCUUUGGAGGGCCUUCAUUUUUGGAAGACUGCCUUCUCGGUCAUGACACACCCCAUUGCCACCAUCACCUCACCUCAGGGAGCAGAGGCCUUGGAGACAAAAGAAGAAAAGACUGAGCUUUCCGCAUCCUCAGCCGGCGACAAGGUCAUCCUUCUCCCCUGCAGAAACCCACCGAGCCGUGAACGUGUGCAGCUGUGGCUGGAAGCCAGGAAACAAUAUGACAUCCUGGAGAAAGACAAGAGAGAGACGGGGAAGGAGAGGGAUAAGGCUGAUGUGGAGCAGGAGACCCCUGACAGAACUGAGCCGCCAGUUGUUUCCAGAUGCCCCUCAGUUAAUAAGGAACAUUGUGGGAACAUUUCCAGCAUGAGAACUCAAAGGAGAAAGAAACUCAACCUCUCUUUAGUCCUUUCUCCUCUAAUGAAUUCAGGCUGUCAGUCUAAAUCUACAGAAGUGAGUCCAGUUUCUGAUGAGAGCAGUGAGGGCCUUGAGCCUGAGGAAAAAGAGGAUGAUGAUUCUUUUAAAACAGUUUCUCCAGAAUCCCCAGACCUGCCUCCAUGGCAGGAAUCUCAUCAGCUGAGCCCAUCAGCACCUGACCGUCUCAGCAACAGGAAGCCAUGUGAAAACUCACCAGAACCACUGUCACCCAGGCUCUCUAAUUCACAGGAGAGGCUUGGAGGGGACACAUCCCCAUCUCCUUUCCAUGGCAUUCACAGGGAUGGUGAGAGCAACAGUUCACACUACCUACACAGCACCCCUUUCUUAAGGAAAAGGCGGAGGAGCACAGAAGAUCUGGAUCCAGUGUGCAGCACACCCUUAAGUGACAAAGAUCCUGUUUCUCCGAGACUCCAGCAGAGAAGAAGAAGCCAGGCUGAUCCUUUGAGAAGAGUAUUACUUACCACACAAAUGAAGAACCAGUUUGCUGCUAUAAAUGUGCCAAAGAAAGAACAGUCCCAGAUUGAAGGGCCCAGUAUAGCCAACUCAUAUGGCUUCAAAGUUAGCAUGCAGAAUCUGCAGGAUGCCAAAGCUCUGCAUGAGGUCCAGCACCUAACGUUAAUGGGAAUGGAGCUCCACGCAAGAAGCCGCCGUGACCUGGAACCUGACCCAGAGUUUGACCCCAUUUGUGCCUUAUUCUACUGCUUCAGUUCUGAUGCACCCCUGCAAGGAGCAGACAGCACUCAGCUGACAGGUGCCAUCAUGGUGGACAAAGACUAUGAAAGUUGUGGCCAAGGUCGCAGAGCAACAGCACCACUGCUAGUCAGGUCAGGAGUCUCUGGGCUACAAGUCAUCUAUGCCAGUGACGAGAAGAUGCUGUUUCAGGAAAUCAUCACCAUCAUGAGAAGGUUUGACCCAGACAUCCUACUGGGCUACGAGGUUCAGAUGCAUUCAUGGGGCUACCUUCUUCAGCGUGCCGCUGCACUUGGUGUGGACCUUUGCCAGCAGCUGUCCCGCAUCCCAGGUGACUCCAAGGAGAACCGCUUUGCUGCUGAGAGGGACGAGUACGGCGCUGACACCAUGACUGAGAUCAACAUCAUCGGGCGCGUCACCCUCAACCUGUGGAGGGUGAUGAAGAGUGAGGUGACGUUGAACAACUACAGCUUUGAGAACGUGGCCUUCCAUGUGCUCCACCAGCGCUUCCCUCUCUACAGCCCCCGCUCGCUGUCUGACUGGUUUGACCACAUCACAGACCUAUACAGGUGGAAGAUGGUGGAUCAUUAUGUGAGUCGUUUACACGGCACCAUGCAGCUCCUGCAGCAACAAGAUAUCAUCGGCAGAACCAGCGAGCUGGCCCGACUCUUUGGAAUUCAGUUCCUCCAUGUCUUGACUCGAGGGUCCCAGUAUCGCGUUGAGUCCAUGAUGCUUCGUGUGGCAAAGCCCCUGAACUACAUCCCUGUGACGCCCAGCAUGCAGCAGCGAGCCCAGCAGAGGGCGCCACAGUGUAUCCCUUUGGUGAUGGAGCCGGAGUCGCGCUUUUACAGCAACUCUGUGGUGGUGCUGGAUUUCCAGUCGCUGUAUCCGUCCAUCGUCAUCGCAUACAACUACUGCUUCUCCACAUGCCUCGGCCAUGUGGACAGCCUGGGAACGCCGGAUGAGUUUAAGUUUGGCUGCACAUCUCUGCGGGUUCCUCCGGAGCUCCUCCACCAGCUCCGUAAUGACAUCACCGUGUCCCCAAGCGGCAUUGCCUUCGUCAAGUCGUCAGUGCGUAAAGGCGUUCUGCCCAGCAUGCUGGAGGAGAUCCUCAACACGAGGAUCAUGGUGAAGCAGUCCAUGAAAAACUACAAACAGGACAAGGCUCUGAUGAGGCUGCUGCAUGCCCGGCAGCUCGGACUCAAGCUCAUCGCCAACGUCACCUUCGGCUACACCUCAGCAAACUACUCCGGACGCAUGCCCAGCGUGGAGGUGGGAGACAGCAUUGUCCACAAAGCCAGGGAGACCCUGGAAAGAGCCAUCAAGCUGGUCAAUGACACUAAGAAGUGGGGAGCACGUGUUGUGUAUGGAGACACAGACAGCAUGUUUGUUCUGCUGAAAGGAGCCACCAAGGAGCAGGCCUUCAAGAUCGGCCAGGAGAUCGCCGAGGCUGUGACUGCAACCAACCCCAAACCUGUCAAGCUCAAGUUUGAAAAGGUGUAUCUCCCCUGCGUGCUGCAGACAAAGAAGCGCUACGUGGGCUACAUGUACGAGAGCCUUGACCAAAAAGAGCCAACGUUUGAUGCCAAAGGGAUAGAAACAGUGCGCCGUGAUGGAUGCCCCGCUGUUUCCAAGAUUCUAGAGCGCUCCAUUAAGCUGCUGUUUGAGACGCGGGACAUCAGUCAGGUGAAGCAGUUUGUUCAGCGUCAGUGUGUAAAGGUUCUGGACGGCCGGGCUAGCAUGCAGGACCUGAUCUUUGCCAAGGAGUACCGAGGCAGUGGGUCAUACCGGCCCGGAUCCUGCGUGCCUGCCCUGGAGCUCACCAGGCGUAUGAUGGGGUAUGAUCGUCGACUGGAGCCACGUGUGGGCGAGAGAGUCCCCUAUGUGAUCGUUUACGGGAUGCCUGGUGUGCCCCUCAUCCAGCUGGUGCGCCGGCCCAUUGAGGUGCUGCAGGACCCCAGCUUGCGCCUCAACGCCACCUACUACAUCACCAAGCAGAUCCUGCCGCCACUGGGCCGCUUGUUCCAGCUGAUUGGAGUGGAUGUCUUCAGCUGGUACCAGGAGCUGCCCAGGAUCCAGAAAGCUUCCUGCACCUCUGGAGUGGGUGGGGAGGAGCCCACUGGGAGGAAGGGAACUAUUUCCCAGUAUUUCACCACACUUCACUGCCCCGUCUGUGACGAACUGACCCAGCUGGGGGUGUGCUCGCGGUGCAGAGCCGACCCCCAGCGAGUGGCCGUGACCCUGUACCAGGACAUGAGGCAGUGGGAUAGUCAGCAGGAGCAGCUGCUCAAGAUCUGCAGGAACUGCAGCGGCUGUGCUGAACGGCAGGUGCCCUGUGUGUCCCUGGACUGUCCCGUCCUCUACCAGCUGUCCCGGGUCAACAGGCAGCUUUCUAAGGCCCCCUACCUCAGACAGCUGCUGGAGCAGUUCUGAUUGGCUCCUGUACAUCUAGGGCUCCCACUGAUUUGGUGCUAACAGCUAAUGCUUCACUUUGUUUAAACGCUGCUUUGAUUAAACUCUUGUGUUUUGUUCUUUUAGUAUUACUUGUAAUUAACACUAACUUAUUACAGAGUUAGUCAUGUUUGUUUACUGCCACCUCCAUAAAGUGCUGAGUGAAGCUGGUGUCUGAUUCAGCGGGUGAAGUGAGUGCUGUCUGAGCUGGGAUGAUCUGCAGCAGUUUGACAUCACUGGUUCUUCAUAACUACUAAGACAGCUUGCUUUCAAACCUCUAACCGACUUUACUUCAUGCUUACGUAGACUGCAGUGUUUGGUAAAUAUUUCCUGUACAGAUCCUUCUACAGUCUCAUUGUGCAUUAGCAUGACAACUGAAGCUUCAGCCAUGGAGGCAGUCAACCAUUUAUUACAUUGUGUUCAAAGGGUGCCAUGUUUCUUCUGACUGGUUGUACUGAUGUUGAUUUUAGCAGAUCUGACUCAUCAUACUUCAGAGUAUAAAAACUGGAAACAUUUCUUUUCAAUCUGGGACUGUUGCAAUACUGUAUUAUAAUUUGUCACAGAGAGUCUUUGUUCACAUAUGGUUUUAUGUACAUGUCCAGUUUCCUGCACAAACUAUAGGUCCCAUACAGCUGUACACAGGCUCUGUUUGUAAAAAUGUAAAAAAUGAAGAUAUUGAAGGUGCUUUUGAUUGUUUAUAAUUGACUUUGCUGUGGGUGGAGGUUUGAGAUUGAUAUAAUAAAAAAACUGGUAUUCAUAA
Girardinichthys multiradiatus is the source of this 10281-nucleotide messenger RNA. RefSeq names its product REV3 like, DNA directed polymerase zeta catalytic subunit (gene rev3l). The transcript has 32 exons. Lineage: Eukaryota; Metazoa; Chordata; Actinopteri; Cyprinodontiformes; Goodeidae. Gene Ontology annotation, molecular function: DNA binding; nucleotide binding; DNA-directed DNA polymerase activity. Bases 483 to 9503 code for a protein of 3006 amino acids. The record is from RefSeq and is a predicted model, not a curated record. Gene Ontology annotation, biological process: double-strand break repair via homologous recombination; error-prone translesion synthesis. Gene Ontology annotation, cellular component: zeta DNA polymerase complex; nucleus.